Messenger RNA from Amphibalanus amphitrite, 2997 nucleotides. RefSeq lists its product as uncharacterized. Lineage: Eukaryota; Metazoa; Arthropoda; Thecostraca; Balanomorpha; Balanidae. The annotation marks the transcript as partial. The record is from RefSeq and is a predicted model, not a curated record. The transcript is spliced from 11 exons.
GUGCUCUCUGCUCUGGUACAGUCCUGUGAGGCCCUGAAUGUCAGCGCGGCCUUGUGCCUGCCACUGGCGGCUGUCAUCUCAGCCUGUCUGGAGCACAAAGCAGGCAGACAAUGGGCCGAUCAGACAGGUGUUUGGUCGAUGCUGAUAUCGGCGGUGCUGUCAUCUGGUGGCGGCCGGUACAAACCCUCACUGCACCGACUGCUGAUUGGUCGCCUGGCGCGGCUGUGGGCGGGGCCCGCUGCAGAGGUGAAGGGUCCUCUGGAGGCGCUCACCAGGUUCCUGGUGAUACCGUCCCGGCGACUGAUGCAGCCUGUGGAGAGGGACUGUCCGCCGGCCUGGCUGAGCUGCUGUGAGGUGCUGCUGCGGCUGGUUCAGCACCUGCUCAGACAGCCGGACUGUCGCGCCCUGACUCAGACGGACCACCAUAGGCGGCUCAUAUUGACCCUCAAACAGCAGGUGGCACCACCGAUGGAAGUAUCGCCGUCCUCGUUUAUCCCCGCUCAGCUGUUUGUCGGCCUGCACCUGCUCGACCAAUCAGCGUCCGAGGAAUCUGUGAAGACAGCGGUACAGAGGGCGUGCAAAGCGCUCAGCCGUCAGGCCGAGAGAAAAGAUGCGCUCCGUAACGUCACCUCCCUGGUCCUGGAUGCCUGCCUGUUGGGCGGUAUCAGGUGCUGCCACCUAUCGGCAAUAGCUGCAGCUCCAGUGUGGUCGGUGCUCCACAGGUGGCGGGCAGUAAAACUGACCUCCACAGAAACAGACAUCGAUGGAGAAAACCGGAAAGCAGUCGAGGAGUUUGUGGCUGGUGACAGCCAUCUGGCGGAGGUUCUGGGAACCUCUAGUACCAGCAUAGCUCCGCUGGAAGGCGGUGACGCUGACCCUGAUCUGACGAGUGACCUUGACCUCUUGAGGAAGGUGUUCGUGGGCCGAGCGGACCGUCCGGCAGUAUCGCCUCUGGAGCCCGCUGCCCUGUGUCGGCUGAUUCAGCCGUGGGUGCUGCUGCUGAAACACGGCGUGGUGCGGUCAGCCCGCACUCAGGCUGACGUCCUCUCACUGAUGGCAAACCUGUGUGGACCGACUGGCGUCACACCGCGUCACUGUGGAGACGGUGAUGUGACGUCACUGACGGGACUGGGUGACGUCAUUGUCAAUGUGCUGGAGAGCCCGGACCUCACUGAGAGGGUGGCAGUGUGCGCGCUGCAGUGUCUCACCCGCUGCUGUCGUCUUCUACCUCCCUCCCGCGGUUCUGGACCGUUAUGGGACCGUCUAGCUGGACUUCUCAGCACACUUCUUACCAAACCCACUGGGGAAGACUCCAUGGACGCUGCCGGGGAGGCGGUGCUCGCGCUGGUCCGAACAGCCAAUCAGAGGGCGGCUUACAGCCCACCGACCAAUCACAGCGAGGGUGACAGACAAGCAACCAAUGGCGGCACCGCGCCACCUCAGCCGGCCAAUGGGGAGGAAGAGUGCUCGCUGAGCGGAUGGCUGGCGACCAAUCGGCUGGCUUCUGUGACUGUGACGUCACUGAUAGGGGCGGGGCCUGGCGGCAGGCGCGUCGCCCAUUGGCUGAUCGAAGAGGCGACCGGCGCGGUCUGGAGAGACAUUGAGGAAAACGUCGACCUCAGUCGGCUCCUGGCCAGCUGCUCGGACGGUGACGUGGUUCUGGACACGGCUCCGCUGCUCUACCUACUCCGUCGACUCUCUCCGGGCCCGGGCGGGACGCGGCGCCCCCUACCACCCGCUCUAUGGAGGGACUGCCUGCCCCUGCUGCAGACGGCACUGUGUUCGGGGGAGUCGGUUGUCGCUGCUGCUGCUCAGAGGGUGUACCGGGCCGCUGUGGACUGUGAUCUCGCCUCCGGCUCUCCCGUCUCUGCCUCUGCCGUUGUCAGCUGGCUAAGAGACGGUGCCGGUCGCUCUCUGCUCUCCCUCGCCUCCCGUACUCUGCCCGGCUCGGACCAGCACAGCGCAGACUCCAACCUCAGCAGUGGGGAGACUGGGAUUACUAAUGAUGAGCGCACCUCGGCGAGAGUGCUUUUGAGGAGGGUGGCUCGGCUGCUUUCUGGAGAGAAGCUACCAGCUGGGUCUGAGGCCCCUGCUCCUGCUGGCAUUGCUGCUGAAGAAGCUGAGGUUGAUGAAGGUAGAAGUAUUGAUCAAGAUGUUGGAUGUGCAGAAGCUGUCGUUGGAUCUCACGCUGAAGAUGCGGCUGCUAAAGGAAGCGGCAGGACAAGCGCUGGGAACAUCGGAAAAGACAUGGCUAGGACGCAUGGUGACGUCAUGAAUAAUACGGAUGACGUCACUAUGACUGUCGGUGACGUCACGAUCUGUGAUAGGCUGGAGCCAGGCGCUCUAGAGGAAGUAAGAAGGCUGUGUAUGGAGGUGGCAAAGGGUGAUACCGGGAACGAAGGCCGACCACGUGACUCAGAGGCGGGACUGGAUACAGUUUCACGUGAUGCAGUGAUAAGUAGCGUGCUGGCUCAGAGUACUGAGGAGUUUUUCAGCGGUAGAGUGGGCGGGGGCGGGGACGGAAAGGCUCAACUCCGCUGCCGCCCAGAAGUUGGGAUAUCACUGACUGAGUUCCUAACCGCUGCUUCCGCGGUAGAGGCGACGGGCAGUGGUGAUUCAGCGACGGUGGCGUCCUCUGUAUCGGCGACCGCAGCGCCACCUGUGCCAGCUGCGGAGCGGAUAGAGGCUCUGGUUGACCGAGUGUCUGCUAGGGUGCAGGAAGUUUUCCGAUGUGCGACAAUGGAUCGGAAGAUUGACAUACCAACUGACUGCUACUGAGGAGCAGACUCGGGUCAAAGGUCAGGUCAGUCAAUUCGUGUUAUGCGGCAGCUUAGUAGUGGCUAGUCUGCCUGUAUUUCACUGCUAUCGCUACUUAUAGCUGAUAAUGUCGUGAAUGCAUGCCUGACAUCAGCCUUCGCCGUUUUCCCGAUCUUUGGGUACCAUGUUUUUGAUAACUUUUCAAAUGAUUUAAGGUACAAAUAAAUGUUGCUUUGUAUA